AUGUGCAUAAAACGCUACGAUCAAUGCACCAAGUGCAACCUCUCCUUCAACCAAAAGACCAAGCCGUGCGACCGGUACACGGCGCAGAACCAAGGCUGGCUGGCCCAGUGCCUGGGCAUCCGCCGGGCGUGCAACCGCGUCAUCUGCACCAAGCCACUCAACAUCGAGUGGUACUGCCCCCGAUGCCGGGGCCCCAUCACCGCCCCGAUGCAGCCUCACCAGAUGAUGAGCUACCGCGGCCCGACGUGGCAGGACCCCCCUCCGCUGACGUUGCAGCAGAUGCAGCUUCUGCAGCAGCAGGCGCAACAGAACAAAGGUAAGAAAUCAUCCCACCCCGGCCAGCAGCGGGCCGCCACCGACCCCAUCCUCCCCCUGGCCGCUGUCAAGCAGCCCGACAGCGAACGGAACCUGAUGCGCAGCAACGCCAUCCGCAGACACCGCACCACGUCCGAGGCCUCGGCCCUGCAGCGGCCCGACCAGGCCUGGGUGGCCAGCGAGGAGCGCACCAGGCGCCUCCGACGUGAGGACCGCAGCGUGGCCCCGCGCAGCCGAGGACCCGAGGGCCGCAGCAGCAGCAAGAAGAAGCGCAAGGGCGAGCCGGAGGUGAAGGUGCCGCUGUACAUUCCCCCGGCGGGCGACCCGACCAACCCAAACCUCGCCUGGGCCAAGUACGUCGUCGAGAGUAAGAGCAAGUCAACAAAGGUCGCCUCAGGCUCGUCUUCGUCCUCAAAGGCGUCCCGGUGCGAUGGCGAGCGUCCCAACAGCUCCCACCCCGGCCCGCCUGCGGGCUUCACCUACGAAAAGUGGCAGACCGAAGACCCUCCCCGGAGAAAACCUAGCACCAAGGCUGCCGCCCCCUCGGCGUCCUACACCUCCCUGCCUCGUGCAAAGAAGUCUCACCCUCCUGUGACGCAGCUUAAAAGCCGUCCACGCGCGGCGUCGGCUGGAGCCACGAUGCGUGGGCUUAUCUCGCCCAUGUUCAGGAGGGCUGCGAGCCCAGAUUGGGUUUGUGCCGAUGCCAAGCUUAUCGAGAAAGGUAACAAGAAGUGA
Messenger RNA from Pyricularia oryzae 70-15, 1050 nucleotides. RefSeq lists its product as uncharacterized. The record is from RefSeq and is a predicted model, not a curated record. The coding region runs from base 1 to 1050 and encodes 349 amino acids. The transcript has a single exon. NCBI's taxonomy places the organism in Eukaryota, Fungi, Ascomycota, Sordariomycetes, Magnaporthales, Pyriculariaceae.